Molecule: messenger RNA, 1055 nt
Organism: Mollisia scopiformis
Lineage: Eukaryota; Fungi; Ascomycota; Leotiomycetes; Helotiales; Mollisiaceae
Exons: 2
Coding region: 322-801 (159 amino acids)
Source: RefSeq, a predicted model, not a curated record
GGAGCAUGUGCAUUCGCCCAGACUUGUGCAGCUCGAUCAUAUCUCAGACACUGAAUGUGGAUGAUACCUUAUUGGUCCUGAAAUUCUUGGACAUUCUAGCCUCAUAGCAAAAUGACCGCUAGCAAAAUGACCGCCCAAAAAUGGCCUUCAGGCCAGUAAUGAACACCGUGGAUAUUCUACGACUUCUUCGUUCUCACAUAUAAAAUUGUUAAAUAUGAAGCUAUGGACGUCCCACGGCCAGUAUCAAUUCGAGGUCACGCUUCGAAUCACCUGCUGUCUUAGGGGAAAUACACACAAGCUCGCAUCCAAUAUACUGGCAGAAUGCCCAAGUCAUUUGCCACCGAGGCUAAGAAGCCACAACGAAGUCCAGCAACAACUAAGACUUCUGCACACAAAUCAAAGAACGGCAGUCCUUCCAAAGUACAGACAGCAAAAACCGAGGUUGUGCAAUUUACGGACCUCAAUGGAGCACAAAGGCUCGAAACUGUUGAACUCGAAACCUUGAACAAAAUCCACACAAAGCACCUCGAUGUCCCUCGCGAAUGGCCAACUUGGCCUCCUUCUGGAACAUUGCCAUACACUCAUCAUGCUAUGAGUGCAUAUGAAACAUCUUGGACGAUGGGAUUGGGGCCUAUGGACCGCUGGGAGCAAGAAACUUCACUUCAGGGGCCAUGGAACGACAUUGCAGCUGUCCAAGACGAAAACGUGAACGGGAUUGUAUCAGGCGGAAUUCUGAUGGCUGAUGAGGAAGAUGUAACGCGUGCAGGAACGUGGUGGCCAAAAGGAAAAGAUGAUGUCUAAGGAAGGUUGAGGAAGGUUGGUGUCAUGUCGUAGAAAAGGUGAAGCCCUCGCUAGGUCCUUGGUUGAUUUGGGUUAGCUCCAACCAAGACACUAGAAUGUUUCGACAGAUUGCAAUCUUCAUCUAUGUUAUACUAUUGGGAGAUAAUCAAUUGUUCUCAAGAGUUUAGCAUCCCUUUCUUGCAUUAGUCCCAUUCUACUACCAGCAGAAUUGCUCAGCGUUCUCCCCAAAGUGACAGCCGCAGGGGUAGGAAAAG